AUGGUUGGUUUUGGUGAAAGAAUAAAUUCUGAACCCGAUGUUACUGUAAUAAUGUUAAUGUUUGGUCAUUAUGAACCCAAUACACCAACUUAUGAACCCAAUAAACCAACUUAUGAACCAAAUACACCAACUUAUGAACCCAAUACACCAACUUAUGAACCCAAUACACUAACUUAUGAACCCAAUAAACCAACUUAUGAACCCAAUACACCAACUUAUGAACCCAAUACUCCAUCUUAUGAAUCCAAUACACCAACUUAUGAACCAAAUACACCAACUUAUGAACCCAAUACACCAUCUUAUGAACCAAAUACACCAACUUAUGAACUCAAUACACCAAUUUAUGAACCCAAUACACCAACUUAUGAACGAAAUACAGUAAUUUAUGAACCCAAUACACGAACUUAUGAACGAAAUACAGUCAUUCAUGAACCCAAUACACCAACUUAUGAACGAAAUACAGUAAUUUAUGAACCCAAUACACGAACUUAUGAACGAAAUACAGUCAUUCAUGAACCCAAUACACCAACUUAUGAACGAAAUACAGUAAUUUAUGAACCCAAUACACCAACUUAUGAACCCAAUAAACCAACUUAUGAAUCCAAUACACCAACUUAUGAACCCAAUAUACCAACUUAUGAACUCAAUACACCAUCUUAUGAACCCAAUACACCAACUUAUGAACUCAAUACAGUAAUUUAUGAACUCAAUACACCAACUUAUGAACCCAAUGCACCAACUUAUGAACUAAAUACAGUAAUUUAUGAACUCAAUACACCAAUUUAUGAACGAAAUACACCAACUUAUGAAUCCAAUACACUAACUUAUGAACCCAAUAAGUAG
Limulus polyphemus (Atlantic horseshoe crab) is the source of this 843-nucleotide messenger RNA. Its product is annotated as DNA-directed RNA polymerase II subunit RPB1-like. The record is from RefSeq and is a predicted model, not a curated record. The transcript has a single exon. NCBI's taxonomy places the organism in Eukaryota, Metazoa, Arthropoda, Merostomata, Xiphosura, Limulidae. The coding region runs from base 1 to 843 and encodes 280 amino acids.